UACUUCCGCUAGGAGCACGCCGAGCCUGGAGGGAGAGAGAGCAGCAUGGCGUCCAGCGCGAAGAGGAGAGCGGUGGCUCAGCCACAGAGGAGGGCGGACGACGACGAGGAGGAAGACGACCUGGAGGAGGACAUGGAGGGAGAGGGCGACGACGAGGAGGAUUCCGACGACAUCGAGGACGACGAAUCCGAGGAAGACGAGGAGGUGAACGAGGAGGUGAACGUGGACUUUGAAGCCCAUACUAUGUCUGACGGCGACCAUGAUGGUAUCAAAAAGCUUCUGAAGCAGCUGUUCCUGAAAGCCCAUGUGAACACCAAGGAGUUGGCAGAUCUCCUGAUUCAGCAGAACCACAUUGGCAGCGUCAUUAAGCAAUCUGAAGCUUCGGAAGAGUGUGAUGAAGAUGAGGGGGAGGAGGACCACGUUUUCGGCUUCAUUAGCCUUCUGAACUUAACAGAGCGAAAGGAUACCCCGUGUGCGGAGCAAAUUGGAGAAUUGCUUUUGAGCCGUUGCGAAAAGAGCUGCGACCAGAGCGUCGUCGAACAGUUAGAUAAGAUAUUAAAUGACAACAGCAAGCCGGUGGGGCUGCUCCUGAGCGAGCGCUUCAUUAACGUCCCCGCGCAGAUCGCUCUGCCCAUGUACCAGCAGCUGCAGAAAGAACUGGCUGAGGCACAACGAACCAACAAGCCCUGCGGGAAAUGUUAUUACUAUCUCUUCAUAAGUAAGACCUUCAAGGAAGCGGCAAAGAAAUCGGGAGGCGUCGGAACUCAAGGGAAGGAAGAAAUGAUGUUUGCCAAUGCAGAAGAAGAAUUUUUCUAUGAGAAAGCAGUCUUGAAAUUUAACUACUCCGUGCAGGAAGAAAGCGACACCCAGUUGGGAGGAAAGUGGUCCUUUGACGACGUGCCCAUGAAACCCCUGAGAACGGUCAUGUUGGUCCCGACGGACAGUAUGAAUUCCGUCAUGGAGAAGUUCAAGGAACAUCUGUCAGUGUAAUUGAUAUCUGCCCUCUGCAAUAUAACACUUUGCAGUUUUUGUACUGGUUCAUUAUGGGGGCUCCCCAGCUCCCGGUUGGUCUCUGAAGCCGGAGUAACACUUCUGCAUUAGGAAACAGAAUUUAUAUUUUAUUACUAUUUUACCAAGACAAAAAAAAAAUAGAACUUAAAAAAUAUACAAAAAGUAAAUUUCUAAAGUUGUAACAAAGAUCUGCUGUCCGAUUCACAGUCAUUAAAGUCUUCAGUGUCUUUCCAACACA
Messenger RNA from Bufo gargarizans (Asiatic toad), 1249 nucleotides. It is a transcript of the gene BCCIP, whose product is annotated as BRCA2 and CDKN1A interacting protein. Gene Ontology annotation, cellular component: nucleus. Lineage: Eukaryota; Metazoa; Chordata; Amphibia; Anura; Bufonidae. The record is from RefSeq and is a predicted model, not a curated record. The transcript is spliced from 7 exons. The coding region runs from base 46 to 990 and encodes 314 amino acids.